Messenger RNA from Lactuca sativa (garden lettuce), 1151 nucleotides. RefSeq lists its product as uncharacterized. NCBI's taxonomy places the organism in Eukaryota, Viridiplantae, Streptophyta, Magnoliopsida, Asterales, Asteraceae. Gene Ontology annotation, biological process: regulation of DNA-templated transcription. Gene Ontology annotation, molecular function: DNA-binding transcription factor activity; DNA binding. The record is from RefSeq and is a predicted model, not a curated record.
UCUAUAAAUUCAGUUUAACAAAAAACCAAGAAGAAUUUUGAUUAUAAUUAGUUCUGAAAAUAUAUAGUAUAUAUAUAUAUAUAUGAUGAUCACUGCAGCAUCCAAAAGUACGAAAACCUCAACCACCGAUAUUACGAAGAAUACCACCACAACCACAAUGAAAGCAGUGAAACCCAUGAUGAAAAAAUUUGUUGGUGUCCGACAAAGGCCAUCAGGGCGGUGGGUGGCUGAGAUCAAAGACUCCUCUCAGAAGGUGAGGUUAUGGCUUGGUACCUACGACACCCCUGAAGAAGCUGCUCGAGCCUAUGAUGAAGCUGCUCGGGCCUUGAGAGGUGAAAACGCAAGAACCAACUUUGCUCCUUUGGUUAAUUCAGUAAUAUCCGAUUCCUUAUCAGAAUCAGAUUCAAGACGUGCGCUUAGCUUUUCUUCAUUAAAAGCGAGGCUCAGCAAGAACUUACAAAGCAUCAUGGCAAGAACCACAGAGAAUAAUAAGUCGUCACCAAAAAGUAGGGUGAGUGAUCAUUUCACGUUUGCAAGUAUAUUCAAUUUCAAGGCCAAUUACCCACCCCAAAACAGCGUUGUUGCUGACAUGGAGAAACUUGUGCAACCCAGUGUGAUUGUGCCACCACAAACGGUGGCAGAUCAUGAUGGUGCUACCUGCACCUAUAACUCAUCUUGGGAAAGCUCAAGUGUGUCGGCAGACAGCAGCAAUGAGUGGGUGGGUUUCAGUAGUUUACAACAUGGGUUGGAUUCAGAUGGGUCGGAUACUUGUGAAGGAAGUUAUUUUGGAGACCAAAUGAUCGGAGGGUGGAUGAGUAGCCCAGAUAUUAGUGAUGGUGGUUCCAGGAGUAAAAGGUUUAAGGUUUCUUCAUCGGUUAUGGUUCCUCCCAAGUUUAGUGGUCAAACUACCGAGUCUGGUUUUCCAUGGUGAGAUAAGGAAACUGAUGGGAGUUUGUGGAGUUUACUAGAAGUUGAAGGGUUUAUUUAAAAGGGUUUCUCUUCAAACUAUGGGGGCGUCAUGGAAAAUUAUCACGCACCCUUUUGUUUUCGUUCGUUCUUUCUAUUUUAGGGGUCUUGCUCAGCGAUGUAAAAAAACUAAUACAGUAUGGGUUUUAGUUAUAUGGUUCGAGACUUUACCAAGUUGACCUAAA